AUGCUCGCGCUGCCUGAGUCGCGCUACUCCACGACGCGUCGUCGGCCUGGACCAGCUCCGGGCUCCGGGCGAGCACCACGGGCAACGCGGAACACUCACAACCGGGAGAGAAGGCAUUCCGGAGAAGCCACCUGGCAAGCCGAUUUGAUCCUUGAGGAUGAUGAUUCUUCGGUUCCAAUCGUUUCAGAUCUACCCUCUGAAAGUCCUGAUACCUUUGUCACUUCCCAUGCAUCUACUGCCAGUCAAUCAGCACAGCCUCCUAUUAUCUCGCCCGAAGAGGAAGCUUAUCUGGCCGAUGAGUACUUCAAAUCCAUCAAUGAAGCCAUACCACUCUUCUCCGAGAUCGCCGCAUCGAACAGCAAGGAUACUCUAUCAACAUGUAGCCCUGAACUCACCGAAGCUAUGCUCCUUAUCACAGCCAAACUCCUCGGCUUCAAAUUCGCAUCUCCUAAUUUUAACCUCGACGGUCGUAUAGACAUAAUUCUUAGCAACACAACUCUUCAAGAGGAUACAGCUGGUGACUUUCCAAGUCUCGAACUCUUCCGCAAGUUCUGCUUACUCGUCUUUUAUGAAUUCCACCAAUUCCCGGGCCAGCAAGCCUGGGUGCGGAUAGGAAAGAUUGUCCGGCUUGCGUAUUGGAUGGGACUUGAUCGUCUGGACAUAAUCCAAUCAGUCUCCCCGGAAUGGUCCAAUGUAAGCGAUGCGGACCUCCAGAACUGGAAACUUGUCUGGUGGUGUGUAUAUCGCCUUGACUCGUACGCCAACCUCUCAUCAGGUACACCGUACCAAGUUGAUGAACGACUUGUCAAUACAUCUUUGUACCAACAUAGUCAGCUUUCUCAAAGCCUCAUCGCCCCUUGCAAAUUACCUCACGAUCCACGCGGCCUUCCCGACCUUCUCCUGUGUGUCAAGGCCGGUAACGAAAGCAGCUUACUCUUCAACAUCCAUCUCAUCACCAUCACUGUCCUGCGGCAAUUUGGCAGAGCAAUGAGUAUGCGCUACUUGGUUCCUCAUGAGAUCCUCACGGGAAAUUUGCUCGAUGCAGAACGUACACUAUCUGCAAUACGUCUAGCCUUACCACGGAACUUUUUGAACCCUGGAAGAAACGCGUUCAUGAAUGAGUCAAAUACAAAUCACCACGCGAGAUUAGUCCCAGUGCUGCAGCUACAUAUGGCACAACUCUUGGCAGCCCUUGCGAGCUGCUACUAUCUUCCGGAAGGUGACGAUUGGACACUUAGCUGGCAACGUGUUCUGGAGACUUGCCAGAACAUAGCUGGGGUUGCAGAGAAGUGGGAUAGUAAUUAUACUCUCACCGUGGACCCGGCGCUUUUGCUCAUCAGCUUGACGGCACUUGUCUUCUUGGAUAUUCACAAGAAGUAUACUGAGAGUACAAACACGCAUCUCAUAGCUGAGAUUGAGAAUUGCGAGCUUCUUCUGCUACUCCAGCUUGAGCAAUUCUCAGCUCAUUGGAAGCUUCCGAGCUUACUGAUCCUUCCUGUCAUCGGCGCAGACGCAUCUUGA
Fusarium musae is the source of this 1521-nucleotide messenger RNA. RefSeq lists its product as uncharacterized. The record is from RefSeq and is a predicted model, not a curated record. Lineage: Eukaryota; Fungi; Ascomycota; Sordariomycetes; Hypocreales; Nectriaceae. Gene Ontology annotation, biological process: DNA-templated transcription. The coding region runs from base 1 to 1521 and encodes 506 amino acids. The transcript has 5 exons. Gene Ontology annotation, cellular component: nucleus. Gene Ontology annotation, molecular function: zinc ion binding; DNA binding.